Molecule: messenger RNA, 7942 nt
Organism: Sander lucioperca (pikeperch)
Lineage: Eukaryota; Metazoa; Chordata; Actinopteri; Perciformes; Percidae
Gene: plxnb1b
Product: plexin b1b
Exons: 40
Coding region: 718-7497 (2259 amino acids)
Biological process (GO): semaphorin-plexin signaling pathway involved in axon guidance; positive regulation of axonogenesis; negative regulation of cell adhesion
Cellular component (GO): semaphorin receptor complex
Molecular function (GO): protein binding; semaphorin receptor activity
Source: RefSeq, a predicted model, not a curated record
GAGAGCUGGCCGCUGAGCGCAGUACCAAACCAUUCCCACCACUACUUACCCCGCCGGCUACAUGUGUGGGGGGGGAAGAAACCUGCUGAGUAAAACCAAGCAAAGGAAAGAAACUAAAUUAAGCAUUACUUUUUACUGCAUGGAAUAACUGCACUGAUUUUUUUUUUUCCCACUGAGGCGUUAGGAGUGUAAACUAGUAAAAGUUGAAUGCCCGAGAGCACAUUUGCAAGUCCGGACUGAACGACAAUGGAAUUUGUGAUCUCGUAACCACGAGAAAUAACGUUAUCUGUCUGCGUAUACAAGCGCCGGUUGCAGACAAACUGGAUUACGUUACUCUCAUUGAAAAACUUCUUGCUUCGCUGAAAAGAGGAGUAAACCAGCGUUUUUGAGCAAGUGACUGACGAGUUGUACACAGGCAAGGUUUGGACAAAUCCUCAUGGGAGCCAUGGAAAGAUUAGAAAUGGCAGGAAAAGAGCACUGAAUUUUUACAGCCACAUCUCAUCAUUGAGUGACACCCUCUACUGCCAUCGUUGCUCAAACCUGGGGACUCCACUUCUUGUAAAUAGCUGUGGCCAGGGAAAACCCUCAUCUUGUCAUUGGAGGAACACAGUGGAUCAGGUUGUGUCCAGAAGGAUGUGUUUUUAAACCCAAACUGCUGGGAGGUCAAGAGGUGACAUGCCUCUGUAAAACACCACUGGAAACCAAUGCUCUUUUGCUAUGCCUCCGGGGAUGGUGCGUCGUCUUUCAGCAGUCCAAACACUGCUGUCUCUCCUGCUGCUAGCCGUCGGCUGGCCCUUCAACUCAUUACCUAGUGGUGUUGUCCAAGGAUCAAACUCCUCCCCCUCCAGUGUUUAUCCCACCUUUAUCCGGAAUGACACUCUGUUUGAGCACUUGGCCCUGCAUCCUGACCCCAGUGUGAGUCGGGUCUAUGUCGGGGCCCGAGAUCACCUGUUCCAGUUGGAUCAGUUUCUCCAACCUGAACUUCAGGAUGACACUGGACCAGUCACAGACAGUCGGGAGUGUUUACCUCCUGUAACUGAGAGCAACUGUCCCCAGGCUAGGGUCACCAGCAACCACAACAAGCUCCUGCUGGUUGACCCUUAUUCCAUGGAACUUAUUACCUGCGGGAGCGUCAACCAAGGAAUCUGCCAGAAACGUAGUCUGGAUUCUGUGGAUGUGGUACUUUUCUCUACAGAGAGGCCGGUAGAUACUCAAUACGUAGCAGCUAACCACCCCAACGUUAGCACUGUGGGACUGGUGGUUCGCUCUCAUCCUGACAGGCAGCCAGUUCUGUUUGUUGGGCGGGGUUACACCAGCAGCCAUCCACCUAUUUCCACACGAAACCUUGCCCAGGAACCCAUCUUUUCUUACGAAGAGACUGCCAAGUUGGCUGUGGCUGGCCGUCUCUCAGAAUACGACCAUCAUUUUGUAGCAUCAUUCGCCCACCGCCAGCAUGUAUACUUCCUCUUCUACAGGCGGGACCUAAAGUCACAGUCACGCGAGUAUCGCACCUACGUCUCUCGUGUGUGUUUGGACGACCAGGCCUAUUACUCCUACGUGGAAGUGCCCUUGACAUGCCAUUCCAGGGCAGGAAAAAUGUACAACCUCUUGCAAGCUGUCCAGCUUGGGCUCACCAAGGACGGUAAAUUGAGCAAAGGCUCAGAAGUUCUUCUUGGUGUCUUCUCCACUCAUUUGGCUUCAUCAACUCGGCCCAGUGAGGACUCUGCCCUCUGCAUGUUUAACCUUAAAGACGUGGACCACAGGAUUAACUCCACCAGAGACCUGUGCUACACACAGAUGGGGAAAGAAGCAGGACUAGAGGCAGCCUACAUAGAGUAUGAAGUCAAAUCCAACUGUGCCAACCUGCCAGAGAACACUCUGACUGCAUACCCUUGCGGCUCUGACCACACCCCUAGCCCGAUGGCCAGCAGGAUGGCCGUAGAAGCAGAGACCAUAUUGGACAGCCCGUCUGCCCGUCUCACUGCUGUGGCAGUCAGCGUGAGGGCGGGACAUACCAUUGCUUUCCUAGGAGACUCCAAGGGGAACCUGCACAAGGUGUUCUUGGGGCCAAACGGCGAGGUGGAGGAGUACUCUGUCAUCUCCAUUCAGCAGAAUACUGCUAUCAGUUCAGACCUCAUCCUGGACCAAACAGAGGAACAUCUCUUCAUCAUGACUCAUAACAUGCUGCAGAAGCGGCCUGUGGCUGAAUGCCAGCAGUACCCAGACUGCCACUCCUGCCUGCUGGCCCACGACCCAUACUGUGGCUGGUGCGUCCUGGAGGGAAGGUGUGUGUUGCAGUCAGAGUGUGCUCGUGGGAAGCAGCCCGGUCAGUGGCUGUGGAGCUUUGACAUGGAGCAGCAGUGUCUGGCCAUCCAGGACCUCAACCCCUUCAACGUCAGCAGGGAGGAGAGCAGGACAGUGUCUCUGACAGUCACAGGACUUCCAGUGUUAGAGAAAGAUGAGUCCUACUCCUGCUUUUUCAUGGACAGCCACAGUCCAGCCAUUGUCACCGAAUCUGGGGUCACCUGCCAUUCUCCUGACACCAGCCAAGUACCCAUGGUGCCUCCUGGACAGGACUUUGUCACAGUCACCCUGUCUCUUCGAUUCGGCGACGUCACCGUCACAGCGAGGGAUUUCACCUUCUAUGACUGUACGGCUGUUAAGCAGCUGUCUGGCAGCAUGCCUUGCCGUGGUUGUGUUUUGAGCCGAUGGGGCUGUAACUGGUGUGUUCACCAGCACUUGUGCACCCACAAGCCCACCUGUGAAGAGGGGGUGAUCAUCUACAACCAACAUUUUAAACUCCCCACCUCAGCUCCACCCACAACCAAAACUAUUAAAGUCAUCACAACAGCCACUACCACAACGGCUGCCCUUACAACCAGCACCAUGACAACUACCACAACAACUCCCACAACAAGUAAAACUAUCGCCACAACAACAACCGCAGCUCCUGUCACUAUAGCAACCACUCAGGAGCCAACCACCCCUCCUGCACCCAUUACUCCACCCGCGACCACCACCAGCCUUGAGCCAACCACCCCACCCACUACACUGCCCCCUCAGCCUGCCAGCACCCUAACAUCCACCACACCAGCACCCACUCCACCUCUACCCCCGAAAGUCACCACCACAACGGAAGAAGAGACUGAAGCCAGAGAGCUUUUUGUUGUCACCCAAAGUGACACUGAAGGUGCUGCAGUUACACCCACUGUCGUCAUGGUAGCCACAGAGUUGGUGCCUGUCACCAUGGCUGAUGGUCUAAGUGGAGAUCUGGACCCUGUGGUGCCUUUGAUCAUCCCGCCGCAUGAACCGGAUUCCUCCACCCUUGAGGUGGUGACAGAGUUGCCCCCCAGCAAAGCCCAGGAAGCUGAGAGAGCUUUGAGCCUGGCAGAGCCUCCCACCCCGGCCUCUUCUGGCUUCCCCCUGCCCACGCCCUUCUCUGUGGGCGAACCUGGCGACUCCGAGCCCUCCCUCUACCUGGACCUGACCCUGAUGCCCCCACAAGACUCCCAGACUGAGGCAGGAAGUCCAGGCACCGACCCUGAGGUGCUCCUCUGGCCAAAAGAAGAAGUAGACGUCCAUGCUCAGAGUGCCGUCCAGUCAGAAAAUGACACAGCCACAUUUUCUGCUGCCACUGUGUUGUCAGGUGAUGGUGAGGUUGACCACAGCCUCCCAUCCUACGCCCACCUGCUGAAUACUGACCUAGAGCUGGACUACCAGUAUGAUCCAGCUGACGCCUUCCUCCCGGGCGACGAGGGCUCCUAUGUCAGCUGGGGUUCCUCAGCUUGUCCCUGUGUGGAGAAGGUCCAGGGUUCAUCACUGCUCCCUGUCAGAGUAGAGAGGAAGAUCACCUUACUGGCCCGCAACCUGCACCUCUAUCAGGAUCCAGAGCUGGACUAUGAGUGUGUGUUGGUGAUCGAGGGACAGACGGUGGUGGUGGAUGCCUAUGUGGAGACUGAUGACAUGAAUCCAUCAAACUUUGACAUCACCUGUCAACUACACCAGUACACAUAUUCUGCUCCAGUGGAGGAAUACAAUGCUAUGGUUUACGUGAAGAGGAGGGACACCUUCCAUGUGGACAGCUCUCCUGAUCUAUAUGUGACUCUGUACAACUGCUCUGUGGGCCGCUCUGACUGCAGCCGCUGCCACACAGCUGACCACAAGUAUGGUUGUGUGUGGUGUGGCGGUGCUCGGGCCAGCUGCUUGUAUUCAGACUCCUGUAGUGAACCUGUACAGCAGAUGUGCCCUGCCCCCGUCAUCCACUCUAUCGAGCCCCUCUCUGGGUUGUUGGAAGGUGGCACCAUGGUGACCAUCUCAGGCUCCAACCUGGGCCAGAAGGCUGAAGACAUCCUCUACUCUGUGUCAGUAGCCGGUAUUCCCUGCACGGUCAUUCCCAGCCUCUAUGAGGUCUCCUCCAGAAUUGUGUGCAGGACCAAAGCCAGUGGAGGAGAGAAGGUGGGCCAUAUCUCUGUAAAAGUGAGCGGAGGAGAGUUUGGUGUGUCCAGCCAGACAUUCAGCUACCAGGACCCGUUUGUGAUGGGGGUGUCUCCUGAAAGGGGACCCAAAGCCGGAGGAACAUCCUUGACGAUCAUUGGCCGAAACCUGCUGACAGGACGUCCCUCUGACCUCACCAUCACUGUGGGAGGGGUGACUUGUCACAUUGUGUCAGAGGUGCAGAGUACCAGUGUUCAGUGUGUGACAGGCAGCAGUAAUAAGACAGGAGAUCUGCGGGUCACCCUGCAUUACGGUAGCAGCCAGCGUCACCUCCACACUUCAGCCUACUGCUACACCCACAACCCCAACAUCACCCACGCCACACCAGCAAAGAGCUUCCUGGAUGGUGGUCGACUGAUCUAUGUGUCGGGCCAAAACCUGGACGUGGUGCAGGAGCCCCGGAUGGUGGUGGCUGUCUUUCCCUUUGCGUCAAUCAGCCCAAAUAAAAGGAGAAAGCGCAGGAAGAGGAGUGGAGAGCAAGAGGACAGGGAGAAGACUUUUGGGAGGGCAGCGAGGAUGGUUCCUGAGCCUAUCUGUCCUGGAGACCCACUCUGCUCUGUCAAACAGUUCAUGGAGCGCUGUGAGGUGAACUCCUCUUCACUGAUCCUAUGCCGCUCUCCUAUGGUGGACUCCUCCAUCUGGGGGUCAAAGGUCACAACAGAGUUUCUGCUAGACAACCUGCGCUUUGACUUCAGCAGUCUGAACCCCCAGACUUUCAGCUAUGCACGCAACCCAGUCCUGCGGCCCCUUAACCAGCAGGACCCUCUGAAGGCCUACCGCUACAACCCUGGCAGCUUCAUCCAGCUAGAGGGGGAAGAUCUGGACCUGGCCAUCACUAAGGAUGAGGUGGUAGUGUUGGUUGGGGAAGGUGUGUGUGCUGUUAAGACCCUGACCAGAAACCAUCUGUACUGUGAGCCACCACCUCAGCAGCCUGCACCAGGACCCAAUGGCAAGAAACGUGAGGGCUCUGACAAUCUGCCUGAAUUCACAGUCCGAAUGGGCAACCUGAACUUCUCCCUUGGAAAGGUUCAGUAUGACAACCUCAGCCUGUCUACCUUCCCCCUGGAGGCUCAGAUUGGAGUUGGGGUUGGGGCAUCCAUAGUAGCCCUCAUCGUCCUCAUCAUUGUGCUCAUUUACAGGAGAAAGAGUAAGCAAGCUGUGAGGGACUACAAGAAGGUCCAGAUCCAACUUGAGAACCUGGAAACCAGCGUGAGAGACCGCUGCAAGAAAGAGUUCACAGACCUGAUGACGGAGAUGAUGGACAUGUCCAGCGACCUGGUGGGCUCUGGCAUCCCUUUCCUUGACUACCGGAGGUACGCUGAGCGCAUUUUCUUCCCCGGCCACCGGGAGUCUCCACUGAGGAGAGACCUGGACGUUCAGGAGUGUCGGAGGCAGACGGUGGAACAGGGCCUGGUGCAGCUGUCCAACCUACUCAACAGUAAACUCUUCCUCACCAAGUUCAUUCACACUCUGGAGAGCCAGCGGACUUUCUCUCCCAGAGACCGGGCCUAUGUGGCCUCCCUGUUGACGGUGUCUCUGCACGGCAAACUGGAGUAUUUCACCGACAUCCUCAAAACUCUCCUCAACGACCUGGUGGAGCAGUAUGUGGCCAAGAACCCCAAACUGAUGCUGCGACGAACAGAGACAGUGGUGGAGAAGCUGCUGACCAACUGGAUGUCCAUCUGCCUCUAUGCUUUCCUCAGGGACUCAGCGGGGGAGUCUCUCUACAUGCUGUUCAGGGCCAUAAAGCACCAGGUAGAUAAAGGACCGGUGGACGCUGUGACCGGCAAGGCCAAGUACACCCUUAAUGACAACCGCCUGCUGCGAGAGGACGUGGAGUACAAGACCCUGACUCUGAAUGUGUUGGUGCAGGGUGGAGGAGUGAACGAGAGCCAGCCACUGCCCUCCAAAGUGUUGGACUGUGACACCAUCACACAGGUGAAAGAAAAGCUGCUGGAUCAGGUGUACAAGGGCACCUCCUUCUCCCACCGACCCCACGCAGACUCAUUGGACCUUGAGUGGCGGUCUGGUGUUGCCGGUCAUCUCAUUCUGUCAGAUGAGGACUUGACGUCUGUGGUUCAGGGCAACUGGAAACGCCUUAACACACUGCAGCACUACAAGGUCCCAGACGGUGCAACAGUAGCGCUGGUCCCUCGCAACACCAAACACAUUCACAAUGACAACCACGACUACAUUGCAGGAGAGAAGACUCCAAUGCUGGAGGAUGCAGAUGAAGGUGGAGUGAGGCUGUGGCAUCUGGUGAAAGCCAGUGAGGAGCCUGAGCUGCCCAAACACCGCAGAGGCAGCCUGAGGGAGAAAGAGAGGGCCAAGGCCAUCCCUGAGAUCUACUUGACCCGUCUGCUGUCCAUGAAGGGUACAUUGCAGAAGUUUGUAGACGAUCUGUUCACAGUGAUCCUCAGCACCAGUCGUCCUGUACCGCUGGCUGUCAAAUACUUCUUUGAUCUGCUGGACGACCAGGCGGGACAACACGGCAUCUCCGACCCAGAGACUAUACACAUUUGGAAGACCAACAGUCUCCCUCUGCGUUUCUGGAUCAAUAUUGUGAAGAACCCUCAGUUUAUCUUUGAUGUCCAGGCAUCGGACCACGUGGAUGCCGUGCUUUCUGUCAUUGCCCAGACCUUCAUGGACUCCUGCACCAUCGCUGAGCACAAGCUGGGACGGGACUCUCCCAUUAACAAGCUGCUGUAUGCCCGAGACAUCCCCCGCUACAAGCAGAUGGUAGAAAGGUACUAUGCUGACAUCCGGCAGACCAUCUCAGCCAGUGACCAGGAGAUGAACUCUGCUCUGGCUGAACUGUCCAGGAACUACUCUGGAGAGCUGAACUACCUGGUCGCACUGCACGAGCUUUACAAGUACAUCAACAAAUACUAUGACCAGAUCAUCACAGCGCUGGAGGAGGACCCCACAGCCCAGAAAAUGCAGCUCGGCUACAGACUGCAGCAGAUCGCAGCCGCUGUGGAGAAUAAAGUCACGGACUUGUGACAGAGGAAACACCCAUCAGAGCUACAGCAAUCGAGGAGGCAAAGAGUGGGACACUUAAACCCUGCAGGUUGAACUGAAAAGCAGAAAGCAACCGACAGACAAAUUGGAAGACAGUACCAACCUUUGUUUUAGGAAGAAGGUUUGGAGUCAAGGAGCUGUGAGUUUUUUAAGAAACUUUUCAGAAGUAUCGGAAGAUUCAGCUUAGCAUUGAAGUUCACAUCCCAGCACCUUCAGUCCUUUGUUGGUGUUGGCUGAGGAUGCAUCAGUGACUUUAGUCUGAGCUCUCUGUAGAAGCAGGGCACUGAACAAAUCUGGACAAAGAAAGUGUAAAAGACACCAGUCAGGCCUGCUGUCCCUCUAUUAACUUUAUAAAGAGACAUUUGGAGGAAGAACAUUGUGUUUUAUCCAGGGUACAAAAUUAGUGUCUGGUAGAUUUGCUUUCUCA